Molecule: messenger RNA, 2894 nt
Organism: Malaclemys terrapin pileata
Lineage: Eukaryota; Metazoa; Chordata; Testudines; Emydidae
Gene: HRAS
Product: HRas proto-oncogene, GTPase
Exons: 8
Coding region: 655-1224 (189 amino acids)
Biological process (GO): Ras protein signal transduction
Cellular component (GO): plasma membrane
Molecular function (GO): GDP binding; GTP binding; GTPase activity
Source: RefSeq, a predicted model, not a curated record
CGGAGCCUGGGCGUGUGCCGCUCGCCGCUGCCGGGGCUCGCCGAGCCGCCUCUGGUGCACACACACGUACAUUGUCCGAGCGAGCUGCCGCCGCCGCCGCAGCGAGAGAGCGCCCCGGGGCUCGGUGCCAAUGCGGGGUGGGCGCUGCAAGCCGGGAGCUUCUCCACCACCCCGGUGGAAAGUUCAUCUUCGCCUGGGCCCGCCGCACCAUUGAUCCAGAGCGGCCGCCGCCGGGGAGGGAGGCAGGAUCUGCGGCUCUGGCCGGGAGGGGGGAUUUUUUUUUUGCCUUUUCCCUCCAAACUUUCUGUGCGCGCCUCCCGCCCCCGCCGAGGAUUUGCCUCUUCCCCGCUGUCUGCCGUGCAAGGAAAGCCGCCGGGGCGGGCGUGAGCGGUGGGGGAAUUGAGCCAUCCCCGACAACGAGGGGUCCACCACUUUCUACAGGGCCAGAGUGGCCAUCAACAGGGUAGUCUUUAAUGGACCAGUAAGGAGAGGUGUCUGUCCAAUUGGUUUCUGGAAUUUGGAAGGUGCCUAGGAGGAGACUGCAAGUGAGAGCAGCAGAGGUGCUGGCACCUGGCGAACAUAGAAGUUGGCACUGAGCACACCAGUGCCUGGUGUUGGUGCUGCUGGAGACCCUGAGCUGGGGUCAGCGAGAAGAUGACUGAGUAUAAGCUGGUGGUGGUUGGAGCAGGUGGCGUUGGGAAGAGCGCUUUGACAAUACAGCUCAUUCAGAACCAUUUUGUUGAUGAAUAUGACCCCACGAUAGAGGAUUCCUACAGAAAGCAGGUAGUCAUUGACGGAGAGACCUGUCUGUUAGACAUCCUGGACACGGCGGGUCAAGAGGAGUACAGCGCCAUGCGAGACCAAUACAUGCGGACGGGGGAGGGCUUCCUGUGUGUCUUCGCCAUUAACAAUACGAAAUCCUUUGAAGAUAUUCACCAGUACAGAGAGCAGAUCAAGAGAGUGAAGGAUUCAGACGAUGUCCCCAUGGUGUUGGUGGGAAACAAGUGUGACCUUCCAGCCCGGACAGUGGAAACCCGGCAAGCACAGGACCUGGCCAGGAAUUACGGGAUCCCCUACAUAGAGACAUCAGCGAAAACCAGACAGGGUGUUGAAGACGCCUUCUAUACCUUAGUGCGGGAGAUCCGGCAGCACAAACUACGCAAGCUGAAUCCACCGGAUGAAAGUGGCCCAGGCUGCAUGAAUUGUAAAUGUGUGAUAUCAUGACCAAGUUGACCGGACCGUGACUUGGAGGGGUUUCCACUGUGCGGCGCACGCGGACAGAGGUGAAACAAAAGCAGCAGCAAACUGAUUCAGGGGAGGAGUAUGGGGGAGGAGGGAGACAAGGAGGAGGAUAUCUUGAGCCCCGCAUGGACUGUCUCAAACUUCAUCAAGGCCUGUGACAAGCAACUUUUUUUCCCCCUCCCCGUCUCCUUUUGCCUCCUCCUCUCCCAGCAACUGUACAAAGCCACAGAUUGAAUCACAGUAAAUUAUUAUUUGAUGGUCUCGACAAAUGGUCUCUGUGGCUCUGUCCUACUUCAGAGGUGGCUGCUGCUGCUGUUUUUUGUGGGUGGAGGGUGUGGAAGGUGGUGGUGGGGGGUGAACUGCUUCCUUGAUUGGUUGAGGUUCUAUUGGCAGCCAGCCGAUCUGAAGGUGGCUCAGCUGAGCAUAACUCAUCUGUUCUGGAACCUGUCAGUGAUUGUCCUGGAGAUACGGGGCACCUCGAUUUUAGAAAAGGACAUGUGGUGUGAGGGCCAAUAUGACUAUCCCUUGGUCUCCAGAGAGAUAAAACCUCUUCAAAGCUCCCCACCAGAAAGGUCCUAUCCAGGGUUACUGCCAGCCUACAGCGGAGAGAGAAUUAGGAUGGUCAUUCUGUGCCCAAAUGGGCUUGGGUGAUUUUCUGGAAAGAUGGUUGGGGUGAGGUUGGGAUUUGAAGAUAAAAUAUGGAGUUGCUCUGUUUAUAGUAGGUCCUACACUAACGGAAAGUCCCCAAUUCCCAUGGGUUGGUUUGCUCUGAUCAUGUUUUGUGAGGUGUAUGCUGCUCCAGAGACGGGAAGUUGUCUUUGUAACCACCAUCGCUGCUUUAAUGCUUCUCUCUCUUGCCCCUUCCUAGGAAGUAGGAAAAGUCCAGUGAAUGUCUUUGCAGGGAGCUGAGUUUUAGUCUGGCAGGAGUUCACUGCAUGCCUGGGUCUGUCCUCAGAGUGAUGGGGGAAUCAUGCCCGUCAACAUGUGCCAUGUGAUAUUUCUGUGGGGCUGAGAAAGCUUGUAUAUAAAUCACUGCUCUGCACCUGGGGGUAGAGAGUGGGUCGCAUUUGAUGUGAAUUCUAAGCCUAGUGUUUUUCUGAGCCAACACCAGGAUUUACUAUGUGUUGCUUUCUGCUGCUGAGAUUUGAUUUCUCCUCUGUGGACACUUUCGAACAACGGGAGCUGUUUCCAUUCCCCAAAGUGUCGUGUUGAGGGGAUGGGAGGGGGAAGAGUCAUGGGAAAGUAAUUGUAUAUAUCAUCAGCUCAUGGAUUUGGAUGGGGCCCCUCUGCCAUAGAUUUGUCUGCGUCUGUUCCCUGCUAGCGUCUUCUUUGGCAGCAGCUGGCUAACUGUGACCCCUCUAUGCCUGCACAGCUAGGAUCUUGUGGCAGUCACGUAUAUUGCACAUGUAUGUAAAACUGUGACUGUACCUAGUGUGGCUAAUUACAGGUGAACCAAGAGCAAAAGGAAUCUACUUACUGUACUAAAGCUCCUCGCAAGACCCAGACCAGAUGCUCAGCAACCACUGACAAGGUUAAAGGUUAGAGAUCCACAGGCACUUAAUGUGGCUUUAUGUGGCAAGAGGGGUUGUAGCUGCUCCAGUGUUGGACAAACCCAAGAGACGCAUUGAAGUUAUUAAAUUUUCUUUCUCAGA